GUGGCAUCAUUUCUUGGAAAAAGCUGGUUUUGUUUUCUACGAUAAGUUUCAAUUCAGCAUCAGGAAAUUGCUGCCCUUCUGUUAGAGCAGGAAAUCGGAACAUAGGACACUCAUUCUCGAUUGACUCAGAAUUAAAGGGCCAUCUGAAGCUGUGAAAGAAAUUCAAAGAACAUUAUUUCGAAUGAACAUAAUGAGCAACACACAAAGAGAUUUGUUGAAAGAGAAGCUCGAUCAGCUUCAGUGUCACUUCACGUGGAGCCCUCAGAAGGAAACCAUUGACUUGGAAGAUGUGAUGUACAGAUUGCAAGAUGCUAUAAGUCUCGGUGUGAAAUACCAAGCCACGUGUCACAACCAACUCGCUUUCAUAAAUUGUCUGCAGGGCAAGAAUAAAGAAGCCAUUCAGAACUUAAAUGAAGCUGAAGAGAUUUUGAAGGACAACCACAAAGAUGAAUUUGAAAGAAGCAUCAUAAUCACCUAUGGAAACUUUGCCUGGGUGCAUUACCACAUGGGACAACUGACCGAGGCCCAGUCCUACCUCGACAAGCUGGAGAUGAUCUGCAAAUCACUCAGUGAUGGCCCUCGCUAUACAGCAAUGAUACCCGAAGUGUACGGGGAGAAGGGAUGGUCAUUGCUGAGGUCAGCUAGUCAGUACUAUGAAGAAGCAAAGGAAUGCUUUAAGAAGGCUCUGGUGGAAGAUCCUGAUAAUACGGAGUGGAUUAUGGGGUAUGCAACUGCUCUGUCUCGUCUGGAAUUAUUUUCUGGUACCCCAGAAAAUCGGAAACAGUGUCAGUCAGUGAAGCAUCUGAGACGGGUGUUGGAGCUUGAUCCAGAUAAUUCCAUGGCAAUGGUGCUGUUGGCUCUAAAACUACAACAGCUCAAGCAAAAAGAGACAGCAGCUGAAUUAGUUGAACGAGCAUUGCAGAAAACUCCUGAUUUCCCAUAUGUGCUUCGUUAUGCAGCAAAAUUUUAUAGAUUAGAAGAAGACGUGGAGAAAGCCAUUGGGCUGUUGAAGAAAGCAUUAGAAAUAACUCCACUCUCUGCAUUUUUGCACGAUCAAAUUGCUAUGUGCUACAGAAUUAAAUUAGAUGAACUGAUCAACAAUCCUCGUAGCAGAAACCCUCGCAAUCCCGCAUUUCGCCAGAAAGCAAAGUUGUUCAAUCAAUGCAAGGAUCACUUUGGAAAGGCAUUUCAGUACCGUCCUAAAACCGCUAUUAAGUCACAACUGGAUUUUGCAUGUGUCUGUGUAAGAAAUGGAGAGAAUUCCAAAGCUAAGGAGAUCUACAGUAAUCUUUUGAAAUUAGAUGAUAUUCGUCCAGAAAAUUUGCAGAGAAUAUGUCUACGUGCUGGGACAUUUGAAAUGUACCAGAGAAGGUGCGAAUCAAAUGCCAUCAGCCUAUUCCUUAAAGGACUGAAGGUUGAAUACGACUCAAGUGAACGAAAAAAGUGUCAUGAUAAAUUGAAGAAGUGGACAGAAAAAAAUCUUUGCAAGGAUCCACAUGAUAGUAAGGCUCUUGGUAUGAAAGGGCUACUGUAUCAGCUGAAUGGGAACAAGGCUAAAGCUAUUGAAUACUUCGAGAAGGCCUUGGAGUUUGAUCAUGAGAAUGAGGAAUAUCUGAGUGCUCUUUAUGAAUUACGUCUUUCCAUUGAGGAACAUAAUGACACUUGAAAUUUACUUGCUUCAGCUUGAUCUGAGGAUGUUUGUCUCACUAGUCUCUCGUAGUAUAUUCCUGUAGCACUUUCUUCACUGAGAUUUUUAUUUACUUCUUAAAUUUUAUUUUGAGAUACAGUGCAGAACAGGGCCUUCCAGCACAAUGAGCCACACUACCCAGCAAACAGUUAUUUCACACAGGUGAAAUCAUGGGGCAAUUUAAAAUGACCAAUUAAGCCACGAACUGUACGUCUUUGGACAGUGGGAGAAAACUGGAGGACCAGGAGGAAACUCAGAGAGAACAUACAAACUCCUUACAGAUGGUGCCAGACUUGAACUCUGAACUCCGAACGGCCUGAGCUGUAAUAGUGUCGCACAAACCGUGUUGCUACCAUAGCAACCCUUUAUGAAAGUGUGAUUUUCAAAUAGUAAUUUUGUAAUUAUCCUUUCCAGUCCUUGUGCUUCAUUGAAGAUUACUCACUCCAGUAUUCAGAAACAAAAGUGGGUUUCGGGGAUUAAAGUCGAAAGGAACCAACUCUGAAAAUCAUGAUGAGUCUUCUUAUGAGAUUCCUUGACUGCAGGUGACACGAAGGUUGGUGGUGUAAUGGAUAGCACAGAAGUGGCCAUAGGUUAAAAGGGACCUUUUCAGGAUGCAGAGCUGGGCUGAGAAGUGGUAGAUGGAGUUCAAUCUGCAAAAGUGUGAAGUGAUUCACUUCGGAAGGUCAAAUUUGAAAGCAGAGUAGAAGGUUAAUAGCAGGAUUCUUAGCGGUGUGGAAGGAGAGAGGGAAUCUUGUGGUCCAUGUCCAUAGAGCCCUCAAAGUUGCCAUUCAGAUUGAUGGGGUUGUUAAAGUGUAUAGUGUGUUGGCCUCCAUUAUUGGGGUAUUGCGUUCAAAAGUCAUGCAGUAAAUUUGCAGCUCCAUAAAAUCCUGGCUGGGUCAAACUUGGAAUAUUGUGUUCAGUUCUGGUUGCCUCAUUAUAGGAUGGAUGUGGAAGCUUUACUAAGGAUGCAGAGGACAUUGAGAAGUAGCUGAAUAUAAGUCAAUGAGACAAUAAGAGGGAUAGAUUGAGCUGACAGCCAGAGAGUCCCCCCCCCAGGGAAAAAAUGGCUAAUACAAGGGGGCAUAAUGUUAAGUUGAUUGGAGGAAAGUAUAGGGGGGCAUGUCAGAGGUAAAUUUCUUACACAGAGUAGUAGGUACUGCCAGGGGUGGUGGUAGGGACAUUUAUUAAAACACUGAGAUAGACACAGGGAUGACAGAAGAAUGUAGAGCUAUGUAAGAGGGAAGAAUAGAUUGAUCUUAGAAUAGGUUCAAAGGUCAGCACAACAUUGUGGGCUGAAGGACCUGUGCUGUGCUUUAAAGUUCUAUGUUCUAUGUUUAAAUGUUAAUUGUAUUUUAGUUUUCAAUUUGUAUCUUGUACCUUAUCAAUCAACUGGAAUUUUUGAAUAGUGAUUUUUGAGAUAAGACUGAAUUUCAAAAACACAGUCAAGAUUCCAUCCAAAGACACGCCUGAGAGCUAAAAUCUUAAAUGGCAAGUCUGUCUUAAACAAGUUACAGAAACACCAGCAGAAUAUUCAGUUCAGCCUGCUGGUGACACUCAAGAAUGUCAAAUUAAUGGACUUUCCAAAGGUAGUAUAAUAAGAGGGGUUAAAAAUAGAGGGGCUGAAGGUUUCAGUCUCAGGCCAAGCAAUUCAUGGCCAAGAACAAUGUUUCAAGUCUGUCAUCCAGGCUUGGAAUGCAAACACUCUCAUAAUGGAACUAGAGGUGAAAAGCAGGGUAUGUAAAACACCAGAGUUUAGGACAGGCAUGUUUCUGUAAAGACGAAUGAGAGAGAUGGUAAGGGAUCUUUGGAUGAUGAGAGACAUUGUAGAUUUAGUUAGAAAAAAGGAGAAAGGGGGCAUAUGUAAGGUAUAGGAAGAUGAAAUUGCACAGAGCCUUAAAAGAAAGCUGAAAAGUAAAGGAACAUAAAGAAAACAAGAAAUUAAAAGUCCAAAAUGGAUAUGGAAUUUUCUUGGAGAGUAGUAUUAAAGAGUAUUCCAAGGAAUUUUAAUGUACCUCAAAAACAAAUGGAUAACAAUCGAGAGGGUAGGACCACUCAAGGAUAAGAAAGGUAAUUUCUUAUACUAGAUUUCUAGACUCAAUAGAAAUGGGUGAGGUAUCAGACAAGUAAUUUGCAUUGGUAUUCAUAAAGAGAAGGAAAUGGAGGAUAAUGAGAAUGAUACCAGACAUUCUAUACCUAGGGCAUUUUGAGAUCAAGAAGAUGAUGAUGUUGGAGCUCUUGAAGAAUAUUAAGGGGGAUAAGUCACCAGGGCCUGAUGGGAUCUAUUGCUGGCUAUUCAGAGAAUGAAGGAAAAAAGAGUGCUGAGAUUUUGAAAACUAUCUUUGUAUUGUCUAUGACACAGGUGAUGUCCCGGAUGACAGGACAGCGAUUAAUUUAAUUCCUGAAGAAGGUUCGGUAUGGUAGGCACGCGAGCUGAGCAGUCCGAGUAAAGCUAUUACAGCACCAGUGUCCUAAAUUCAGUUCUGCCACUAUCUGGAAGGACUGUAGGUUCUCUUCAUGACUGCCUGAAUUUCCGCGGGGGGGCUCUGGUUUCCUCCCACAUUCCAAACUCGCACAGGUCGUGGUUACACGGGAAUCAUUUGUGGUGCGGACUCAUUGGGCCAGAAGGGUCUGUAAACAUGAUGCAUCUCUAAGUUAAAAUAAAGAAAAGGAAAUGGGUGAAAAAACAGAAACUUAUAAAUUGGUGAGACUCACAUAGCAGUAGGGAAGCUGUUGGAGAGGAUCAUUAAGAAUAGGAUUUACUCACAUUUGAAAGAACAUAAACUUAUUAGGGACAUUCAGCAUGGCUUUGUGUGGAGCAGAUCAUGUCUUACAAACUUGAUUGAGUUUUUUGAGGAGAUGACAAAGUGAUUGUUGAGGGCAGGACAGGAAAUGUUUAAAUGAACUAUAAUAAGGCAUUUUUACAAGAUCACUUAUGGAAGGUUGAUCAGGAAGAUGAAGACUAGUGGUUUGAAUUCAGAAUUGGCUUGCCUAUUGAAGAUAGAGUUUACUGAUGGAAGAGUGUUAUUCUGGACAAAAGUCUGUGACUAGUAGUGUUCCACAGGAAACACACAUAAAAUGCUGGAGGAACUCAGCAGGCAGUGGAGGAGGCCAUGGAUAGACAGAUCAGAAUGUGAAUGGGAAGUAGAAUUGAAAUGGAUGGCCACUGGGUGAUCCCACACUUAGGUUGGAGGAACAACACCUUAUAUUCAUUUGGGUAGCCUCCAACCUGAUGGCAUGAACAUUGAUUUCUCAGACUUCCAGUAAUGCCCCCCCCAACCCCACCCCCCCUUCUUCACCAUUUCCCAUCCCCUUUUUCCUCUCUCAUCUUAUCUCCUUGCCUGCCCAUCGCCUCUCUCUGGUGCUCCUCCACAUCUGUUAUUUGUUAUGCCCUCUCCCUCUCCUCGUAAACCAGAUUCAUGGGGCGUAGUAAGCAGUUAUUCGUAUAUAAGUAAUUACUUAAAAUAUGAGCAGAUAAUUUGAGACCUUGAAGGACAAUUAUGGACAUAAGAGUUUGGUUAACCUUGAUUCAGCAAUGUAACCCAUUUCUCUAUUCAUUUUCUCUAUUAUAAGAUACGGAUUUUACUUCACCUAUGAUGACCCUGUCUGUCUGUUUGUUUUUAUCUUGUUUGUUCUGUUAUUGGCAAAACAAUAAAAAUAAAGUUAAAAAAAUACGAGCAGAUAAUUAAUUGUUAA
This is a messenger RNA of Mobula hypostoma (lesser devil ray), 5380 nucleotides long. RefSeq names its product interferon-induced protein with tetratricopeptide repeats 5-like. Gene Ontology annotation, biological process: defense response to virus. Bases 182 to 1666 code for a protein of 494 amino acids. Gene Ontology annotation, cellular component: cytosol. The transcript has 2 exons. Lineage: Eukaryota; Metazoa; Chordata; Chondrichthyes; Myliobatiformes; Myliobatidae. Gene Ontology annotation, molecular function: protein binding. The record is from RefSeq and is a predicted model, not a curated record.